UCUCACCAAUGAUGCGCCAUCCAGCGCGUCCUUCGUUUUCAUUCAUGCAGCCUCCCAUCUCAAAUUCUACUCAGUAUAUAACAGAAAAAACAUCUUCCACUUCACACCCCGCCCUCUCAUAACCACAACAUGUCGCGAUUCACAAACCCAUCGGUAUUCCCAUCCUUCUACGAGCUACCCUCAACAUCAGACCCAAGCGCACCAUCAGACAAGACAUGGUACCUCCUAGCGCAGAUCAAAGAGAACAUGACGAUCACGAAACCCACGCUCAUAGUGACGGACAGAAAAGGCGUGGACUUCGCGCUGCUAUUCGAAGAUAGCAUCAGCUUAAAGGGGUUUCGGAAGGGACAUGUCAUCUUCGUACCUGGUGCGAGACGAACGGAUCGCGAGGGCGAGGGGAAGAAAGCUGUUGUGCACGUCCCUGUUGGUCAGGGCGCUGAUGUAAAAGUCAUACCAGGGAGUUUGGAAAGAGUCUUUGAGCUGGGCGUGGUGCUGGAAGGACAAGAGGGGAUGAGUCAGAGGUGUGCUGCGUGCGGGAAGAUGGAGGGCGCGUUUAUGAAGUGCACUGGGUGCAGUUUUACUGCGUAUUGCGGGAAGGAUUGUCAGGUUAAGGGCUGGGGUGAGAUGGAUCACAAAUCUAAUUGUAAGGUGUUGAAGGUUCUUAGGGACAUCUCAGUAUAACUCAAUGGAGUUUACUUGGUAGCUUGUAUAAGUAAGAUUGCAUAGAGCAGGUUGAUGCCACUGCCUGCCAAUUCACGUCGCAGACGCUAGGGG
Messenger RNA from Xylaria bambusicola, 774 nucleotides. RefSeq lists its product as uncharacterized. The record is from RefSeq and is a predicted model, not a curated record. The transcript has 4 exons. Lineage: Eukaryota; Fungi; Ascomycota; Sordariomycetes; Xylariales; Xylariaceae. The coding region runs from base 130 to 681 and encodes 183 amino acids.